Messenger RNA from Trichobilharzia regenti, 1432 nucleotides. NCBI's taxonomy places the organism in Eukaryota, Metazoa, Platyhelminthes, Trematoda, Strigeidida, Schistosomatidae. The record is from the annotation of a GenBank genome assembly.
GAUGAGUUUGAUGUCCAUGCUUCGCCGUUUAGGGAUAGUAGUGUUUUAAGACUCCCCACGUUUGAACCUCGGUACUUUGAUGGAAACCCAAACGACUAUCCACAGUUUGUCAGAGUUUGAGGUCACACUGAGUGGUUUUGUUUUAAAUGACGAAAUGAAGUCAAUGUAUUUGUUGAGGUAUUGCACUGGUGUUGCUGCCAGAGCCAUACAGUGCUGCAGGUUUAUGUCCCCGAACGAAGGAUACACAGAGGCUAUGAGGACACUACGUCAAAGGUUUGGAAAACCAGUUAUGAUAUCCCGUAGUAAUUUUGAGACCGUGAAAAGUAAUGGAUUACAGUUAAACGAUAAUUCAGAAGAACUCGCAGAGUUCUUGAACAGUUUAUUGGUAUAUAGACAUACUCUUGUCUCUCUCAAUUGCGCAGAUGAAAUAAAUUCAAGUUCCGUGCUUGAGACUGUUUCCAAAAGAUUACUGGUUCAUCUGCAAAGGAAGUUCAUUAAGGUUAGUCCUCGUCUGGAGGAGGCUUUAGAGCCCGGGUUGGAUGAUAUUGUGAGCCUAGUGAGAGACAGUGUCAACCAGGCUGUGAGCAAGUUCGCUCGUAUACUGGAUCGCACCUCUAGAAUAGAAAAAUCAGAGAGCGAAACACAAUCACUCGUAACGAAAGGGUCUCAGAGAAGCGGAUAUCGAGAAAGCUUUAUGGUGUCUAGUAAUCCAUAUUAUCUUAGUGCUUGUAACAACUUUCGUGGGAUAUACCCAACAGAUAGGUUACAGGUUGCGGGGCAAACACGGUUGUGUUUUACACGUUUGCAAGAAGUGCAUACAAAGGUGAACUGUGAAGGAGUGAUCAAGUUUAGUGGUAAGCUAAAUUUGAAAUCAUCGUCAUCAAGGUCCGACUACGAAUUGUGUGACGAUAAUGGUGCAGUGAAGAAGGCUGUAGUUGCAACCAGUAAGCCAUCGUUGACUAGAGUGUCGUAGGCAACACUGCAGUUUGUGCAGGAGAAGAGAGUCACAGUUUCAGAGUCCAGUUCUGCCUCCGCAAGUUUACAAGGUAUUACUAAUCAGAAUGAAGGUAUAAAACCCUUAAGGAUAUGUGAGGAGGAGCCCAAAUCAUCUACUGCUGCUAAUAAAGAGUUUGAAAAUGAUCAAGUCGACCAGAUAGACGACGGUAAAGUGAAUAUUUGUGACAGUGGUCAUGAUAGUGCAGAUAUGUCUUUCGCUGAUCAUGAUGAGACGAGCAGAAUGCCUACUACUACUGAGUUGAAUAAAAUUUCUGUACAACUUGAACGUGAAGUAGACUUAAAGGCAGAUGCAGUGGUAGGAGCUAUGGAUACUUGUGAGAAUGUCAGUGUAAGUGAUCAGCGUGUAGCCCGCCUGUCGACAGAUGUUAACGCUAAACUGGAGCUAAUAAUAAAAGACAGCAGUGGUGGUAAUCUU